AUGCCAAGAAAAGCAGGGAAUGGGUGCAUUACAUGUCGCAUUCGUCGUGUGAAAUGCGACUUGGCAAAACCUUCGUGUCAAAGAUGUACAAGUUCUAAACGACAAUGCGAUGGGUAUCUCCCUGAGGACUCGACGGUUACACGACGUCAACUUGCAGAGGCAGCUCGGCAGAUGUCAGUAAUUGGACCAAUCUCACAGGCUCUUUCGCAGUACCCACGGGAUAGAAGUCGUUCAGCGUCACCGACGAAUCUUACGCUGUUCGAUGUGUUUCGUACAUUAACAGCGCCUUCUACUGCAUCGUUUAUACCGUCGCAGUUCUGGACGAGGGAGUUGCUACAGCUGGCGCAUUCUGAACCAGCAGUAUGGCACGCUACCCUUGCGCUUGGUGCACUGCAUCAGCGGCAUGAGCUUUUCUGGCAAGGCCGUGGGUAUCACAGCGGAGAGAAAUUGUGGUCGCAGGCAAAUGAGAACUACGGGAGAGCGAUAACGUGUGCCCGAGAUGUGAAGGAUCCAACACAGCUGCUCGCAUUGAGUCUUGCGCUUUUAUCAGUGACCAACAUGAUGGGUCGAUGGUCCGAAAGUCAAGUUCACAUCAUUGCUGGUCAUCGGCUGCUAAGUCAAGCAGGACAUGGCUCCGAGACGUCGGGUGCUGCAGAGAUAUUGACGCGGUUGGACUUGAUGGCCAUGACAUUCUCUGAUUCAUCAGCGCCGUAUCCUUAUAAGCUUGCGCCAAGGACGGUGUGGAUUGAUGAGCACAUGAAGACCGCGGAGAUAGAGAGCUAUGGACAAGCUGGGACAGCGUUAUUUGGUAUGAUGAGAAGACUUAUGAUGUUGUCUGAGACGACGGAUCCAGGAGAUGAAGAGGGUGCUGCGAAAGACCUUGAGAUGCUGCAUCUUACAAUGGAGGACCUUAGCUCGUGGGAGCACAAGAUGGCCCAGUUCGAGAAGAAGCAUCCGAAUCCGCACGACGAAACAGGCGCCGUGUCCAUCAGGCUGUACCACACAAUGCUACGCAUGUUCCUAUCAGGAGGCGCUUUCGGCCCAGAAACUCGAUGGGACAGAUUCCUCGGCCACUACGAACGCAUCCUCACACUCGCAGAAACACUGUGGUCCAACGCACCACCCUCCCAAGUCCAAUCGCCCCUCUCCCUAGAAUCAGGCUUCAUCGUGCCCGCCUUCAUGGUCGCCCAGCGCUGCCGACAUCCCUGGCUACGUCGUCGCGCGAUUAGUUUUCUCUACAAAAUCAAGCGACAAGAAGGAAUGUGGCACAGCGACGGUGCAGCAGCAGUAGGUCAGCGAAUAAUGGAGAUUGAAGGACAGAAGUACUUUGCUAGCGAUUUGGCUUCUCCUUUGGAAGCGAUGGAGGAUGUUCCGUGGGAGGCGUGGGCGGAGACGGAAGAUAUUCCUGCGAGGACGAGUUGGGCGGGUAUAGAGAGGGUUCCUGAGAUGAUGAGAAUGAGGGAGACGUUGGUGAUGGUGGAUGCGGUUGAGAAGAGGGUUGAGCUGUCGCUUAUAAUGAGUUCAGGCGAUGAUAUCGGGAAUUUUGGAGAAGUGAAAUCCGAGACUGUGGUGUUUGGGUAG
This is a messenger RNA of Fusarium mangiferae, 1581 nucleotides long. RefSeq lists its product as uncharacterized. The transcript has 2 exons. Gene Ontology annotation, biological process: regulation of DNA-templated transcription. The coding region runs from base 1 to 1581 and encodes 526 amino acids. Gene Ontology annotation, molecular function: zinc ion binding; DNA-binding transcription factor activity, RNA polymerase II-specific. The record is from RefSeq and is a predicted model, not a curated record. NCBI's taxonomy places the organism in Eukaryota, Fungi, Ascomycota, Sordariomycetes, Hypocreales, Nectriaceae.